GUGGGCAAACAUAAACUAGAUGCAGAGUUUUUUCCCAGACCAUCUUAGGUUUUUCACCUACUCGCAUGACUCUGCCAACAGAUGGAGGAGCAGCGUUCUCACUCACCGAGACGCCCAGUGACGCUCAAACCACAGAUGAUGGAGGAAGGCUUUUGAAGAGCUCAGGCAUCGGGGAGGCGAGUGUGUACCACGCGCUGGUGGUCAUCUUCCUAGAGUUCUUCGCCUGGGGUCUCCUCACGUCUCCCAUGAUCACCGUCCUCAAUGAAACGUUCCCGGACCACACCUUCCUCAUGAACGGCCUCAUCGUGGGGAUCAAGGGUAUAUUGUCCUUCCUGAGUGCUCCGCUAAUAGGCGCGCUCUCAGACUUAUGGGGCCGCAAGUUCUUCCUGUUCAUCACUGUGUUUUUCACUUGCCUCCCUAUCCCAUUUAUGAAGAUCAACACAUGGUGGUAUUUCGCCCUCAUCAGUAUGUCAGGCGUGUUUGCAGUUACUUUUAGCAUUGUAUUUGCUUAUGUUGCGGAUGUGACUGAUGAAUCGGAGCGUAGCAGCGCCUAUGGCUUGGUCUCUGCCACUUUUGCUGCAAGCUUGGUCACAUCUCCAGCGUUAGGAGCUUACCUUGGCAAAGUGCACAGCGAUGACCUUGUGGUUGGUUUAGCAACAGCGAUAGCAAUAUUGGAUGUUUUCUUCAUUCUUGUGGCAGUACCUGAGUCUUUACCAGAAAAGCUUAGAUUAUCAUCUUCGUGGAGUGCCCACAUCUCCUGGGAACAAGCUGACCCUUUCUCGGCUUUGUGGAAAGUGGGCAAGGACCGCAAUGUGCUGUUAAUCAGUGUAUCGGUCUUUCUGUCCUACUUACCAGAGGCUGGCCAGUAUUCCUGUUUCUUCGUCUACCUCAGGCUGGUAAUGAACUUCUCAGCAGAAUUGGUGGCAACCUUCAUAGCAGUAGUGGGAAUCCUGUCUGUUGUCGCUCAAACCGCACUGCUUAGUCUCCUCAUGAAGAAGCUCUCUAACAAGCAUGUCAUCAUGGUGGGACUAGUAUUUGAGAUGCUGCAGCUUAUGUGGUAUGGGUUUGGUUCCAAGAUAUGGAUGAUGUGGGCAGCAGGCCUUCUAGCAUCUGUAUCUUCCAUUACCUACCCUGCCAUUAGUGCCUAUGUUAGCACUCACACUGAUGCAGAUAAACAAGGUGUGGUGCAGGGUAUUAUAACCGGCAUGAGAGGCCUGUGUUCUGGUCUUGGUCCUGCAGUGUUCGGCUUCAUCUUUUACCUCUUCCACGUAGAUCUUAACCCAGAGUUAACAGAUGAUGGCAUCCACAGACCAAAUGGGUCAGCUUUAGGAAAUGGUACAACUCCACAUAUUACCAGCAGUCCAAAUUUUGUACCAGGUCCUCCUUUUGUAUUUGGUGCAUUAUUGGUCAUCUGUGCACUCAUGGUAGCUGCAUUUAUUCCAGAAGGAGCAUCUGUUAAACAUCGAAAACCAUCAG
This is a messenger RNA of Cherax quadricarinatus, 1476 nucleotides long. Lineage: Eukaryota; Metazoa; Arthropoda; Malacostraca; Decapoda; Parastacidae. The record is from RefSeq and is a predicted model, not a curated record.